Molecule: messenger RNA, 534 nt
Organism: Clunio marinus
Lineage: Eukaryota; Metazoa; Arthropoda; Insecta; Diptera; Chironomidae
Source: the annotation of a GenBank genome assembly
AUGUGUUUAAAUGAGCUUUAUGGAAAAGAUGCGUUAGCUUAUAUUGAUGACUUGGUUUGUCCAAGUAAGACUCCAGAAGAGAAUUUACAAAAACUUAGAAGAAUUUUUAUUAAAUUUAGACAAAAUAACUUAAGUUUAAACCCCAAGAAAUGCAAAUUCCUUCAAAAAUCACUUCUGUUCCUUGGGCAUAAAGUCGGUUUUGAAGGCACCUCAUUAGAUGAAAGCCGAAAGAAAAAUAUUGCCGAUUUUCUUUCUCGUAUUCAAGAUUCGGGAAAACAUAUAAUUAUAGAAAAUAAUAAAAUUACUGAAGUAGGGAAAAAUGAAAUACACCCUCAAUUACUUGCUUUGACAAGAAGCGCUUCAAAGCAGCUAAGACUUUCAGAUGAUCAACUUUUUGAUAAUUUUUUAACUACUCAUGACGUUGUAAAUAAAACUUUCAAUAAUAUUAAAAUGGCAAAUGAUCCAAUUAACGAAGAUGAUGCUGACGACUGUGUCUACUUCAUUAAUCAGGAUCUUUUCAAUAGAAAUGAUUAA